AUGCAAAAAUAUCACCUACCCGAGAGACCUCCCCCAGAUCUCCCUCAUCUUCAUCUUCGUCAACGAGGCUCUGUCCGUCAUCCUGCGCUCCAUCCACACGGCUGUCAAUCACACUCCGGCUCACUUGCUCAAAGAAAUCAUCUUGGUGGAUGACUACAGCGAUGAGGAGGUGCUGAAGGGACCUCUGGAGGAUUAUGUGAACAAGCGCUUCCCCGGCCUGGUGAAGAUCGUCAGGAACCAGAAGAGAGAGGGUCUGAUCCGGGCCAGAAACGAGGGCUGGAAGGUGGCCACGGGCGAGGUGACGGGAUUCUUUGAUGCCCAUGUGGAGUUCACRCCUUAUUGGGCCGAGCCGAUUCUGCUCAGAAUAAAAGAGAACCACAAGAGGAUCCUCCUGCCCUCCAUCGACAACAUCAAGCAUGACAGCUUCGAGCUGGAAUACUACGGRGACUYKGCCCACGGCUACAACUGGGAGCUGUGGUGCAUGUACAUGAGCCCGCCCAAAGAGUGGYUCRAGGCCGGGGACACGUCUGCUCCCAUCAAGACUCCUGCCAUGAUCGGCUGCUCCUUCGUGGUUCACAGCAGUUUCUUUGGUGAGCUUGGCCUGUUCGACCCGGGGAUGCACGUCUAUGGCGGAGAGAACAUCGAACUGGGCAUCAAG
Messenger RNA from Paralichthys olivaceus (Japanese flounder), 658 nucleotides. The record is from RefSeq and is a predicted model, not a curated record. NCBI's taxonomy places the organism in Eukaryota, Metazoa, Chordata, Actinopteri, Pleuronectiformes, Paralichthyidae.